Molecule: messenger RNA, 6370 nt
Organism: Ectocarpus sp. CCAP 1310/34
Lineage: Eukaryota; Phaeophyceae; Ectocarpales; Ectocarpaceae
Source: the annotation of a GenBank genome assembly
GCGAGGGAGCUUUCACAGCGAAUAAAGGGAAACUUGAGAGUGUAGCAGCGCAGACGUCAUUGCGUUGGUGGGAGAGGACGCCAGUCGGGAUUCACUGAGGGGAUCGUCGCAUCUCUCGGCGAACAGGCCUGUGCGGGAGAGGCGGCAGCGGCACGCGAAGAGCGCGGGAGUCGGCCGGGAGCGAGACCGCGCCACCCCGAUGAUGAAGUGGCCUUGUUGCGCCGCCGCCGCCGCGGCUACAGGCCCGAGCGCGGUGUCCGACACCGCCGCCGGUCGACACCGGCCACGACACGGCUGCCUUAGGAGCGAAAGCACCUGCCGUCGACGAAGACAGCCCUGGGAGGGGCGCGGCUGUAGCCCAGAGGGGGGUGAUGCCUCUGCCGGUGCCCCGGCGAUGGGGUGGUGGCAGGAGGGCCGGAGACAUCAUGGCAUGGCGAAGGUGGGCGUGGCGUUAGGGGUAGCGCUAGCGGCGGGGUGCUGCGCACCGGCGGCGAGGGCCGCGUCGGCGGGGGCGUCCCACUCGUGCACCGUGCUCGUCGGGGGAACGAUCAAGUGCUGGGGGGAGAACUUCUGGGGCCAGGUUGGGCAGAACGACAACCUCGUCAGGGGCAAGAACGCCUCCGACAUGGGCGACGACCUCCCCUACGUCCAGCUGGGCAUCUUCGAGGCCGACAUGGUGGCCUCCGGCAGCGAGUUCAACUGCGCGCGCUCGGUCGACGGGGAGGUCAAGUGCUGGGGGCGGAACACCGCCGGGCAGCUGGGCCUGGGGGACAACGAGACCCGGGGCGGGGUGAACGACGUCUUCGAAAUGGGCAACGACCUCCCGGUUGUGGACCUGGGCACCGGGGUGACGGUGGAGAGUAUCGGGCUCGCGGGGUCCCACGCCUGCGCCGUGACGCUGAUCGGGCUCGUCAAGUGCUGGGGGGAGAACGAGGGGGGUCAGCUCGGGCUCGGGGACAAGCUGGCCAGGGGGAACCUGACAGGCCAGAUGGGGGACGACCUGCCCUACGUUGACCUGGGGACCGGGGUCCUGGCGUCGUCGGUGGCGCUGGGAGCGAGGCACACGUGCGCGGUUGUCGAUGACGGCGGCGUCAAGUGCUGGGGGAACAACGACGGUGGCCAGCUGGGGUACGAAGACACGGCCGCUAGGGGCACUGCUGCCGGCGAGAUGGGGGAUUCCCUUCCGUUCGUAGACCUUGGUCGCGACCAGAAGGCGGUUUCGGUUGCGGCGGGAUUCUUCCACACGUGCGCGCUGCUGUAUACCGGCGACAUCAAGUGCUGGGGUUUUGGGUCGAACGGUCAGCUUGGUCAGGGCACCAACGAAUCCAUCGGGACCUCGGCGGGUACCAUGGGAGACAACCUCCCGCCUAUCGACCUUGGCACCGGCAGCACGGCCAUUGCUAUGUCCCUUGGAGGGACGCAUUCAUGCGCAGUGCUAGACGACUACACGGUGAAGUGCUGGGGCGGCAACAGCGUCGGUACGCUGGGCCUUGGCGACGUCCUCAACCGCGGCGCGGAACCGGGCGAGAUGGGAGACAACCUCCCGGCGGUGGACCUGGACUUCGGCACAGGAACCGGAGCGGUGUCCAACGUCUUCGCCGGUAGGUUCCACACUUGCGUGUCCGGCACCGAGGGCGGGCUGGUCUGUUUCGGACUUAACUCCGGGGGUCAGCUCGGGGCCGGCACCGACGAGACCAACAUCGGCGAUGAACCUGGAGAGGUUGCCGCGCUUUCGUCCGUCAGCCUGGGGACGGACGAGGUGGCGGCGGUCAUUGCGGCCCCCGGGGAAGGGUUAGCCUUGAAGACUAUUUCGCCGACUCCGGCGCCCACCGCAGAGAGAUUGACGACUCCACCGGUGAUUAUGACUCGGUCACCUGUCGCGCUUACGGACGCACCGUUGGGGGGGGGGCGCGAUUCGGGCCCGGCGGACUUGGAAGAAGGCAACGGCGAUAGCGGCGACGGAGGAGACGCUGGUACAAUUGCUGCCAUCGCCACGGCCGCCAUCCUCAUCCCUGGCUUCGUCCUCGUCGGCCUCUUCUGCUGCUACCGCCGCCGCAAGCGGAAAGAGGGAGAAUUGAAACGGCCAUCGGCCGCCGUUGGCGCGGGUUCAGGCGGCGAGUCUGGGCGGGAGUUCGGCCGAGAGGACUCGUUCACCUCCUCAGAAAACAACGUGGAAGCCAACGGCGAAGGGCCCACAGACACGCUAGCGAACAAGCCCCUCGUGAAACCCCACGCGCUGCAGUCCACGGCGCCGAUGACGGGCGGACAGCAAGCAGGCGGCGAGGCCGCUACCGCUGCCACCGCCGCCACCGUUGGAGACUCCGCCGAAGGCCUGCCGAGACCGCCUACCGCGGCCGCGGUCAUGGCCCCAGGAGCCGCGAUACCGGCCGGUACCCCCGCCGCAGGAACAGCAGGUGGCGACGAUGAUGACUCUUCACGGUCAGACCUCGAAAAUCCAGGCAGGCUUCGGAGGACCGGGUCGAACUCGUCGAUCAGCACCCUUGGGUCCACGUCGACGGCGUCGUCGACGUGGCCGAACGACGGCUUCGUUACCCCGGCGCGGAAUAACAUCCCGCGGGGAGCCGGCGGCGGACGGUACGGGUUGGGCGGGAUCGGGGGGAAGGGGGGGGAGGGGCUGCCGCCCGGGUACAAGACGCCCGGGAACCUGUCCGCUGCCACGCCCAACAGGGAGAUGACGAUCCCGGAGACGCCGUCGCCGCGGUCGGUGUCCAGCUCCGUGCACGGAACGCCUGCGCCACCCGGCAUGAGGAUCGCACAGUUCCUAAGGGUGGGCGGGGGCGGCGGCGACACGAGCCUUUACGGCCUCCCCGAGAUGGAGAUCGGCCGAUCCACGAGCAACCUCUACGAGAGCAAUCCUUCCGGGAGCAGCUGGCCAGUGGGCAGCAAGGGCGGAGCUCCCCCGACCGCCGCCUCUAUCGCCGCCGCUGCCGCCGCGACCGGUUCCGCCCAGCCGACGCCCGGCGACGGCGCGAAUCCUUCGCCGAUCAACAAUGCGACUGCUACCUCGCCGACCGCGGAACUCGAUACCGGCGGCCGUAUGUCUAACCGCUCGAGCCGGACGGCCGGCGCGUCCCCGACAACGUGGGGGGCGGGCGGGGCGUGGGGGGACAGGGAGGGCGGGGGGGGCAUGGGAGCGGAGGCCGCGGCGCAGGCGUUUACGGAGGAGGCGGAGCUGGAGGCCCUGCAGAUCGACAAGAACGACCUCAAGCUCGUGUUCGGGCGACCGUUCGCGAGAGGGAAGUCCUCGGAGGUGUAUCAGGUCACCCACGCCGGCAAGAACCGAGCCGCCAAGAUCAUCGACCUCUUCUCGCUGGGCGUCGUCGGCGAGGAGGUGACUCGCCUAUACGAGGCCUUCGCGCAAGAGCUAAGAGCGAUGAAGGGCAUUCGCCACGAAUGUGUGGCGGCUGUUUACGGCGCGGUUGCGACGCCGUCGGAGCUGACGAUCGUGACGGACCUGGUGAAGAGAGGGCCGCUGAGGACACUCCUCACCGACAAGAAAAAACGAGAGGGGCUCACGCCCGCCAUCCGACACAAGAUCAUCAAGGACGUGGCGAGCGGCAUGGGCUACCUCUAUGAGCAGGGGCUGCAGCACCGGAACCUCCACAGCCACAACGUGCUCGUCACCAAGGAGUGGGGGGCCAAGGUGGCCGACUACGGCUUGGCUCGCACUAGCGAGGUUAUGCUGGGAGCACACGACCGUGCCAAAAGAAAGUCGAAGUCCCGGUCGCGGCCGCCGCCCCCCAAAGUCGGCGCCCUUCGGUGGAUGGCGCCGGAGCUGUUGCAGGCUUCCGCAGACAGAUCUGCGGACUUGUUCACGGAGGCUAGCGACGUCUACAGCGUCGGAGUGAUCGCCUGGGAAGUGCUGUGUGGCGGGUCCAAGCUGCCGUACGAUGGCAUUGCCGACGACAAGGUGAAGUCGAUGAUCAUCGAAGGGAGCACGCCCCCGGUUUCGAUGGAGACUCCUAUCGUCUACCACAAGCUCAUGCUGCUGUGCUGGCGAAAGAACCCGUCAUCGCGGCCUUCGUUCUCUCAGAUGGCCUCAGUACUACUCAGGGACCCCCCACCGGUUGGCAAGGCUUCGCCCCGAGUACCAGCGUCGUCACCGUCCUGACCUAAAGAGAGAGAAUAAGUACCAUAGCACCUCCACCUAUCUGUCGAGAGAGGGAGUUUGCGUUUUUUCUUCCACUUUUUUUUUCCAAGGCGGGUCAUUUCGACUUGAUGAGAAGGGGAGUAAGUAACAUAGCCACCUCAGCCUGCCUGCUGCCGAGAGUUUGACUGCUUUUUCUUUCUUUUUUUAAGACGAGUCAUUUCGACUCGUGGUUGGUCUGGUAGAGUGUUGUACCGAUCGAUAUCUAUGCUGUCGGUGUACUUGCAUGCGAAGAGAGACGUGGUUUUUUCCUGUUAUGUUUCCGUCCAUGAUUUAUUUUAAUAGUAACAUAGAAGGAGCGUUUUUCCGUUCUUCCUUCGUAUGGAUGCUUUUGCAGCAUGUGAGGAUGACGAAGCGUCCCUUUUUUUGCGUCGGGAAGGGGAGGGGGGAGGGGAUUUUUUUUGCGGUGCACGGCGGCAACUGAUCGCCCCCCUCGUUUGGAGAUUUACAGUGGAUGAUGAUGGCCACGAAGACGUUGCUUUCUGUGCUGCUGAAAAAAAUGGUUUCCAGGAACAACGGAAAAUAACAGAGGGUCGGAAAUCUGCGUACUAAGACGGCACAUCGUUCGGCCUCAUUCGUGUGAGCGGAACUAGGGGGGUGGGGGGGGUAGACACCAGCCGUGUGGCCCCCUCGAUGUCGGCGGCGUGCAUGCGUGAUGCAUUGAGGUUGCGGUGGCGCCCGCCCGCCAACCCAGACCUCGUUUCGAAGAAAUGGGUCAGGAUGAGAUGCUUGCGUGUGUAGUUCCGGCCCGGAAAUAGCAGUACCGUGCAAUAUUGUUCGUUGACGGGCCGAUAGUUAUUUGUUGUUGAGUGCAAAGUGUAGCGGUGUGGGGCAUGAGCGUUGAUCGGCACGCGCGCGCCUCCCUUUUUGAUCACCUGCUGGGAUUGUCGCUUGUCUUUUUCAUUUCUGUACUCCAUCUGUAGUGGGUCCGACUUGUGCGUAAUGGGAUGAUUUGUACUCUAGGGCAUUUCUAGAAGGGUAACAUGGGUGAAAUCCGUUGUUGCCCGGGGCGGGCGGAGGGACGUCGUUUGCUUUCGGUUUUACCUGCCGCGCAGGCUGUUGCCUCGCGAGUUGUCGUCUCCCGUUUCAUUUAUGUGCUCUCUCGAAACGUAUGCGGCCUGUAUGUGGAGUGAGUGCUGUUUAGUUGUGGAUGUAGUCGUCGCCUGGGUGUUGAUGAUGUUUUGUUGGACGCAUGUCAGAGGAGAGAAUUGGGUGUUUUGUGUGUAGCCGUGGCUCGGGAGGACUUGAUGAUCGCCUUUGUUUUAAGCUGGACUGUGUGUUGCAUAUUGGGCUAAGAAUGCCAUGUGCUCGUUUGUCGUCGACGAAUUUUCCCGGAAUUUCUCCCCGACCGGUGCACACAAUGUGUCGGCGACGACGAUGACGUAUCAAGAGUUACAUGCGCUGCUGUUAAAGUCUUGCCGCUCCUGCUUGUGAGUUCAUUCCUUUCUUCUAGUAAAAUAGUCCAAGCAUGGCUGCAUUUGCACGUGUCUUUCACCCCCGCUCCCUACACGCCGUGCCCCGCGUUUCUGGCGCCCUGUAUCCACAUCAUGGGUAUUGGUUCCUCUCGGCCUUUUGGCGAAACGGUUUCUUUUGUCAUCGAUUCGAUGGUGGAGUGAUGUCGCCAGACUCGGUUAUGGGUGCUGCGUGCGCGAGUAGUCCGAUGAUGACUUGCUGGCUGUUUUUGGUAACGCCAGCCCAGCAGGGAGGGCGGGGGUCCAGCCGCGGGUGUUUCUGUGCGGGGGGGGGGGGCUGUACUCAUGGUCGUCCAUGCCGUAGUCGUUUGGGGGGGGGAGUCUUUGCAUGUGUAACGGUGUACCUGCGUCCGGUAUUUUGUUUUCUCUCUUUGAUGUUAAUUGGCAGUGUUGGUCGUUUUUGUACAAAAGCGGUGUGGCUUUUGGUGUUGUUUCGAUUUGUCACUCGCUCACCGCGACGAUGCUGUUUUGCGCCGUCUUGGAGUAAAAUGUCAGGAGAUGAAUUGUAGCUUUUUUUCUCGGUUGCUUUUUGCUCGUUGCCUCUGAUGUUUGCUGCGUAAAGUCGGCCUCCUUCUGUAUAGCUGGCUUUCGGUUUGAAGUGUUGCUGCUACAGAGAGGUGCAGCGGUUUGAAGUGUACUAUAGUCGUGUGCAGCAAUCCGUUAAUCAUUUAGUCCACAAAACGACAGCAGCAGCAGCAGUGACCAACAAAGGUUAUAAACGGUCUGUCCG